Messenger RNA from Fimicolochytrium jonesii, 840 nucleotides. Its product is annotated as 2,4-dienoyl-CoA reductase. Gene Ontology annotation, biological process: fatty acid catabolic process. The transcript has 6 exons. The coding region runs from base 1 to 840 and encodes 279 amino acids. Gene Ontology annotation, molecular function: 2,4-dienoyl-CoA reductase (NADPH) activity. NCBI's taxonomy places the organism in Eukaryota, Fungi, Chytridiomycota, Chytridiomycetes, Spizellomycetales, Powellomycetaceae. The record is from RefSeq and is a predicted model, not a curated record.
AUGAGUGUAGAACCAACUCUCUCCGUUUUCCAGCCCAACAUCUUCGAUGGCAAAGUAGCGUUCGUCACAGGUGGCGGGAGCGGGAUCUGUAAGGGGAUUACGGAGGCGUUGAUGAGGCAUGGAGCGAAAGCCGCGAUCUUCAGCCGAAGCUUGGAUAAGAUCCAGGAUGCGGCGAAAUCACUGUCGUCUGCCACUGGGAAAGAAUGCAUCGGCUUCGCAGGCGACGUCCGAUCCUACACCGACCUCGAAGCCGCGAUGAAGAAGGCGCGAGACCAUUACGGAAAAAUCGAUAUUGUCAUUUGCGGGGCGGCAGGGAACUUUUUAUCGCCGGCUGAGAAUUUGUCUGCUAAUGGGUUCAAGACGGUGGUAGAAAUCGAUCUCCUGGGCACUUUCAACACCGCGAAAGCCGCUCUGCCUUACUUGAAGGAAUCGCAGGGAUCGUUGUUGAGCAUCUCCGCGACCUUCCACUACAUGGGAUCGCCGCUGCAGGUGCACUGCGCGGCGGCCAAAGCUGGGGUGGAUGCGAUGACGAAGACGCUGGCGGUCGAGUGGGGCCAUUAUGGAAUCCGGGUUAAUGCUAUUGCGCCCGGGCCAAUCGCAGAAACAGUCGGCCUCCAGAAACUGACACCCAAGAACAUCGACUACUCCGACAGUCUCAUGCCCAUCCAGUCCGUGGGUAAGAUCAGGGAUAUCGAGCAUGCGUCUUUGUUCAUGCUGGGCCCUGGGGCACGGUUUAUUACGGGGCAUAUUUUGGUGGUGGAUGGGGGGCAUUGGUUGACGGGGAUGGGGACGGGGGCGCCGCCGGCUAUGUGGCGUAAUGCGGGGUCUGCUAAGCUGUAA